Messenger RNA from Helianthus annuus (common sunflower), 1377 nucleotides. Its product is annotated as probable copper-transporting ATPase HMA5. Bases 1 to 1356 code for a protein of 451 amino acids. The transcript has 3 exons. Gene Ontology annotation, molecular function: transporter activity; ATP binding; ATP hydrolysis activity. The record is from RefSeq and is a predicted model, not a curated record. Gene Ontology annotation, cellular component: membrane. NCBI's taxonomy places the organism in Eukaryota, Viridiplantae, Streptophyta, Magnoliopsida, Asterales, Asteraceae.
AUGGAGUUCGUGGUCGAGAUCCAGUGGUUAGCUAGUAGCUAUGGUGAUUCUAGGUUGCAUAGCUCCUUAUCAGGAGAAGCUAUCAUAUGCGAAGCCUGUCGGGAGAAGAUAUCAGGAGAAGCUUAUCGGGAGAAGCUAUCAGGAGAAGCUUAUCGGCAGAAAGCUAUCAGGAGAAGCUUAUCGGAAGAAGCUAUCAGGAGAAGCUUAUCGGAAGAAGCUAUCAGGAGAAGCUUAUCGGAAGAAACUAUCAGGAGAAGCUUAUCGGGAAAAGCUAUCAGGAGAAGCUUAUCGGAAGAAGCUAUCAAGAGAAGCUUAUCGGAAAAAGCUAUCAAGAGAAGCUUAUCGGAAGAAGCUAUCAACUAUGAAUCCUUUUUGUCUUGUAUGAAGCUUCUAUGCUUGUUUUGGGGCUUAUUUGCUUCUAAGCUUUUAAGCUCUUUGACUUCCUUUGGUGUUUUAAAGGUGAACAGUGAACACCCGUUAGCCAAGGCUAUUGUAGAAUACGCGAAGAAAUUUAGAGGAGACGAAGAGAACCCGGUAUGGGCAGAAGCGCAAAACUUCGAAUCGAUAACGGGUCAUGGUGUACGGGCCAUUGUUCAGAACAAAGAAAUAAUAGUGGGAAACAAGAGUUUGAUAUUGAAGAAAAAUAUUAAUAUCUCCAUUGAUGCUGAAGAAAUCUUGACGGAAAUUGAAGAAUUGGCGCAGACCGGAAUUCUUGUAUGUAUAGACGGUCAACUCACUGGAGUUCUUGCCAUUUCUGACCCGUUAAAGCCCGGUGCUCGUGAAGUCAUCUCCAUACUUGGGUCAAUGAAAGUCAAAAGUAUAGUGGUUACUGGAGACAACUGGGGAACUGCGAAUUCCAUUGCUAAGGAGGUCGGGAUAGAUGAUGUCAUCGCUGAAGCGAAACCGGAGGACAAAGCAGAGAAAGUGAAGGAGUUACAGGCUUUGGGACACGUGGUGGCGAUGGUAGGAGACGGGAUCAAUGACUCGCCAGCACUGGUGGCUGCGGAUGUCGGGAUGGCUAUAGGUGCUGGCACAGACAUAGCGAUAGAAGCGGCCGACAUUGUGUUAAUGAAAAGCAAUCUAGAAGAUGUGAUCACAGCCAUUGAUCUCUCCAGAAAAACAUUCACUCGGAUCCGGUUAAACUACAUCUGGGCUUUGGGGUACAACCUUCUCGGGAUUCCAAUUGCCGCUGGUGUUCUUUUUCCGUUCACUGGAUUCCGCCUGCCACCUUGGAUUGCUGGAGCCGCCAUGGCGGCCUCGUCGGUGAGUGUGGUGUGUUGCUCUUUGUUGUUGAAGUAUUACAAAAGGCCCAGGAUGCUGGAGACAUUGGAGAUGCAAGGAAUAACAACUGUUUGAAUGAUGGUAUAUAUAAGUAAU